AGCGUUUGACGUUUGUUUGGUCAGCUGACAGCCGGUGAUAAGUAAGUAACUCUACUCGUGAAAAUUGUGUUAUCAGCAUCUGCAAAAAUGUCAGAACGUUUUUUGACCGACGAAGAGCUUGCUAAGGCUUGUCAUGAGCCAGAUGAAUCAACGAAGGAAUUCAUUAUGCAACAGACAAUGUACAGAAUUAAAGACCCUAAAAGAUCUUUGGAGUUCUACACAAAUGUUCUGGGCAUGAGGUUGCUCCAGCGUUUUGACUUCCCUGCCAUGAAAUUCUCACUGUAUUUCAUGGGUUAUGAAAAGGCAGAAGACAUCCCAUCUGAUGGCCAGGAAAGAGUGAAAUGGACAUUUACCAGACCUGCUACAAUUGAACUUACCCAUAACUGGGGAACUGAGAAAGAAGAAGGGGAGCCUUAUCAUAAUGGCAACUCAGAUCCUAGAGGAUUUGGUCAUAUUGGAUUAAGUGUCCCUGAUGUUUACAAGGCAUGCGAGAGAUUUGAGAAAAUGGGUGUCAAGUUUAUUAAAACACCUGAUGGAGGGAAGAUGAAAGGGUUGGCAUUUAUUCAAGAUCCUGAUGGAUAUUGGAUUGAAAUUCUAAGUGCGAACAACAUGUCACGUGAUGUCAAAGCAUAGCCAGAAAUAUG
Molecule: messenger RNA, 644 nt
Organism: Ruditapes philippinarum (Manila clam)
Lineage: Eukaryota; Metazoa; Mollusca; Bivalvia; Venerida; Veneridae
Product: lactoylglutathione lyase-like
Exons: 6
Coding region: 88-633 (181 amino acids)
Molecular function (GO): metal ion binding; lactoylglutathione lyase activity
Source: RefSeq, a predicted model, not a curated record